GAGGAGAGACAGGUCUACCAUUUUCAACGUCAUCAAUUUCUUUUCAUCCAACAACAUGGCACUGCCUUCUUCAAGUUCGACAAGUGUUGGGGGAAGAUCCCCGACAUCUAAAUCUGUUGCCUCCAGAUCAGGUGGUGGAUCCACUGUUCGACAGAGAAAGACGGCGACGACGACAAGUUCGGCUCGUAAAGCUGGAGCCGGCAGUGCAGGAAUGUGGAGGUUUUACACAGAAGACUCACCCGGAAUCAAAGUAGGCCCAGUUCCCGUCCUAGUCAUGAGUCUGCUCUUCAUCGCAUCGGUUUUCAUGCUUCACAUCUGGGGCAAAUACACUCGCGGCUGAUCCACUCGACCACCAAUCAACACAGACUAUUUGUACAUAAUGCAUGAUGGGAUACUUUUAUGACUGGGAUUUCACAACUUGUUGCAGUUUUAAUAAUUUUAACUGCAAAAUGCGCCAUUCCAAUUGUUUCACUGUUAAGACUCCAGCUCAACUCGGGGCUAGCUCUGGCAUUCGCCAGUUGUGAAUUUUAUGAACAAUUGGCGAAUUUUAUUUUAAUUUGGCAAACAGAUUUCAAGCAAUAAUUGGUAUUUUGUUGGAAAAUAACUGGUUUUGCAUGUUUAAAGAUAAUUUGGCAAAAUGUUUUGCUCAUCCAGAACUAGCCCUGCAACUGGUUCAAUGGUUUUGAUAUAAUAAAUAUUUAACAGCAGGGUACAGCAUUUCAUGCGAAACAUUAUUCAGUUACGUAAAUUCAUGCAAACCACUAAUUGGUUAUGUGGUAAACUAUUACAUCUUUGGAAACUGUUAUUAAAGAAUUGUUUCUUUAAUGAUUUGCUAUAAAAUAUUUUUAUUCCAUAAUUUAUUUUGCAUAAAAUCAAAGUAUCCGCUGGAAAAAAGGUCUUUAAAAUUUACGGUCAAACGAAGUUUGAGGUAACUGAUUAGGUUACGCAGAUAUAAAUCACAUAAACAAAUAAUCGGUUACCUAUGUAAAAAUCAUGUACACCGAUUUUCGGUUACUUAAGAUUUUGAAAUGUUGUCUCCUGUAACAAUGCAAUGUGUUGAUGUACACCGUGCAGGAAUUUAUGCGAGUCCACAGAUAUAUAAAUAAAUACUAUUUAUGCAUC
This is a messenger RNA of Gigantopelta aegis, 1122 nucleotides long. RefSeq names its product protein transport protein Sec61 subunit beta-like. The record is from RefSeq and is a predicted model, not a curated record. The transcript is spliced from 4 exons. Lineage: Eukaryota; Metazoa; Mollusca; Gastropoda; Neomphalida; Peltospiridae. Gene Ontology annotation, cellular component: Sec61 translocon complex. Bases 56 to 340 code for a protein of 94 amino acids. Gene Ontology annotation, biological process: intracellular protein transport.